Messenger RNA from Pseudoliparis swirei, 2659 nucleotides. RefSeq names its product PRELI domain containing protein 3B-like. The record is from RefSeq and is a predicted model, not a curated record. NCBI's taxonomy places the organism in Eukaryota, Metazoa, Chordata, Actinopteri, Perciformes, Liparidae. The transcript has 6 exons. Gene Ontology annotation, biological process: phospholipid transport. Gene Ontology annotation, molecular function: phosphatidic acid transfer activity. Bases 89 to 670 code for a protein of 193 amino acids. Gene Ontology annotation, cellular component: mitochondrial intermembrane space.
GUCUCCUUCGACUCCUUCCUUCCUCCCCGCGGUCACGCUGUCACCGCGGCACUGGCGCCCGAGCCCUGACGGACAACAGCCUCGCAAAAUGAAGAUUUGGACUUCAGAGCACAUUUUCAACCAUCCAUGGGAGACGGUGACCAAGGCGGCAAUGCAGAAGUACCCCAACCCCAUGAACCCUGGUGUGUUUGGUGUGGAUGUCCUGGACAGAAGCGUGGACACAGAGGGCCGGUUACACAGCAACAGGCUGCUCAGCACCGAGUGGGGCCUUCCCGCCAUAGCCAAGUCUCUCAUCGGGGUAACGAGAACAUGCACUUAUAUUCAGGAACGUUCAGUUGUGGACCCCAGAGAGAAGAGCUUUGAGCUGAAAUCUACAAAUAUCUCCUUCACUAACCUGGUGUCUGUGGACGAGAAGUUGACGUACAAGCCACAUCCGCAGGAUCCUGAAAAGACGGUGCUGACACAGGAGGCUCUGAUCACUGUGAAAGGCAUCAGUCUGAGUAGCUACCUCGAGGGUCUCAUGGCCAAGACCAUCUCUACGAACGCCGGCAAGGGUCGGGAGGCAAUGGAGUGGGUCAUCAGACGAUUAAACACAGAAAUCGAGGACUUGGCGGCGACCGCUCGUGGAACUUUACGUGUUCCGAUGGCGGCAGCAGUCGCAGAUAAAUGAUCUUGGCCGUGCCACUGCUCUCGCCACCAUCAUGAACCGAUGGAUCUCUCAGACAUUUCCCCUCACCUAAUCAGCCAGCACAGCCUAGUAACCUCACUGAUAACCCAUUCAUUGGCCAAUGCAUUUGUCCCGCCUCAGAAGUCGGCCCAGACAACUUUGAUACUCGCCACUGAAGGCAAUGAUGGGGAGUGUUGAGCUGAUGACGGUUAAAAAAAAUGGGGUUGAAUUGGACUUCACUUGAAGAUCACAGGACUUAGUCUUGUGAUGUCAAAGCUCUUUCUUUUUUAAAUUCACAUAGUGCCUCCACAUUUCAUACAUGUUCUUCCUGUCUGUCUCCUCACCCCCUUCAUUUUGACCCUUUCAUCCCUCCAAUGUUCUCGUCUUUCUUGUUUCCAAAUCUUCUCAGCAAGUCGAGUACUGUUAACGGCUGAAAUGAAGUCACUUUUCCUGAAUCGGCCGACCUUGCUUUGUACAGCAGAACUGACCAAAUUAUCUCAAAGCAAAAAGCCACAAAUGCAAAAGCCACAAAUGCAAACGGUCCGUAUUAAGAUCGAGCACUGCUGCAGCGAUCAUUUCUUGUGAUGUCAAACCUCCGGGCUUUUUUAUUCUCCCCGGUCAUGUGAGGUCGGCUAAUGAGCCAGCGGAAAAUCCAGAUGAGUCUGCGGUCUUUCGCACCAAUUCUUCAUUCUGGUCAUACUAUAUACUUUUUUUUCUUGGAGUCUUUCUUGCCUUUUGUUGGUACUUUCUCGUCCACUGUUGUGUUGUGUUACAGAUUAAGAAUGUGUCUUCUGAAUGUCUAAUUUAUUUUCAGCAUGUGAACUGAAAUGCACUUAAAUCGGUAGGAAGUCCUCAAAGUGCAAAAUGAGGCUGUGAGAAUGUGUUGUGAGUGUUCAGCAGUGUUGUGGGAGGAGCUCCGCAGAGUCGUGUUCAAGAGUUCAAAACCAAAAAUGUCAACAUUAAUGUCAUUGUGCUGAUUUACUACCCCGGACACUUUUUUAUUUAUGAUCAUGAACAAACCCGCUGUUCAUUUUCUUAAUGUCUAUAGAUGGUGGUAUUUAAAGUAUUUUUGUAUCUGAACAUUAACAAAGGCUGUGUUAAUUGUAUAAUAUAUUUACCGUCUUUAUCCCACAUCAGACUCUCAGGUUGACUUCAGUUCCGUUUCCCCGUUUGCUCCCUUCAUUGAGAACUCUUGUUUUCCCCUUUUCUGCUCUUCUCUUUUUGGAAUUUUAAUUAGGACAUAUUUAAGUUUGUUUCAGAGGUUUUAGGAACAAUGGAAGCUACCUGAAGAUGUCUGUUAAUUAAACUUGGCAUCACAAGUAUUCAUAGAUGCGCCACAGUUGGCAUCCUGCUCCAGCCCCCACGCCAGCUUCCAGUUCAGCAGAGUUUCUUUUUAAAUGUGUUCAUAAUGAUCUAGCGCCUCAUCGGAUCGAGCAGUUUGAAGUCCGGUCAGCUGUCUAAGCUGACCCGUCAGCCAGCUGAUUACCUCAGUGUCUCAUUGCUUGACUGGAGUGUGAUGUGUUUAUUCUGUGAACAUUUUAAGAACAGUGGCUGUACAUAAGCUUAUAUUUAUAUCGUGGCAGUGUUACAUUCCAAGAAUGUGAACAUGAAGGAGAAUCUAAAGAGCGCACACUGAAAUGUUUCAAAAUACAAGAUGGCAUUGUUUCAUGGUGGUGGUCCUUUUUUCUUUUUAAAUGUGUGAACUCUUGAGGUUUAUUUACCUAAACCAAAAUGUAUGUGGACCCCCUUAAUGAACCUUCAGUGAACAAAGAUAUGAAUUCAAUUGUUAUUCGUCUGAAGGAUUUCUUUAUUGUUGCCUCGGACGUUAUGCAAAAUAUGCAUGUUAUUGGUUCCUGACAGCCAUUGAGUCUACUGGGGAAUGUGAGAAAUGAAUCAAGUUUAUAUAAUGCCAAUAAAUGUUAACUGCAAAUAAAUCAAGAUUCAUAUCAAUGGGGUUCAGAAUUUGUAUUAAAGUUAAAAUGAAACGAGGUC